Messenger RNA from Cladocopium goreaui, 1022 nucleotides. NCBI's taxonomy places the organism in Eukaryota, Dinophyceae, Suessiales, Symbiodiniaceae. The record is from the annotation of a GenBank genome assembly.
AUUUCCGUGUGUUGGUCCCUUCCAGUGAUGCCGCUGCCUUUGCAUAUACCCUACAAGGAGGAGCAGUUCCGACCAUGGGGCGGCUAUGGAUCCAUGGAACUGGACUUGCUGAAGGGUCGGCCAAAGCUCAGGGCUAGUUUGGUCCCGAUCUUCUUCUCCAUUGUGCUGCCCUGGUGCCUUUUUGCCUUCACCUAUUUGUCGGUGGCCUCCUCGAUGCAUUUGACGAAUCCUGCAGAGACCAUGGUGGCACUGGCCUGCGGCGCCCUGCUAUUGAUCUGCAUGUUCUUCGCAUGGCUGGAUCGACUGCUGCGCUGGCGAUCACCGGAACCGUCAACGUUGGGAUUCUUCGGAUUUUCCUUCCUGUUGGCUUGGAUCGCAGGCAUUCUCCUGGGAACUAUGAGCUACCAAACGUAUACGUUGAAGUGGUUUGAGCUUACGAGGCUCAACACCUACAAAGGUGUGGACCCCGACGUGUCGAGGGGCGCGCAGCUGAUGGAUGCGGGAUUCAUCAACUUCCUCCCAGGAACCCAUGUCGAGGUCAACAUCUCGAUGGGUUACAAGGAUGAAUCGCUUUACUGCGUCGCCCCACUGCAACUUGGACCUCUGCCUUUAGUGACCUACGACUUUUGGCUGAUUGGAAAAGACUGCUGUCAGGCCAGUAAACGUGGCUUCUCCUGUGGAUCUGCCAAGCAUCUUCAUUCCAGUGGCAUGAUCGCACGCAGGGUCUUGGCUGAUGAUUUGGACUACUACAAGUUGGCUGUACAACAGGCUGAAGCUGCCUAUGGCAUCAUGGCAGCGCAUCCCUUGUUCUUCGAACAAGCCAAGGUCGAUGAGGUCCCUGAAGAGCUGGUGAACCAAGCGCAACAAGCCUUACAGCACUAUUUCUUAGGAUAUUUGGGCUUUCAAUUCCUCCUGGUGAUUCUGGCCAUCUUCUUCUACUUUCCACCUUCUGAGCGUCGUUGAGCGAUGCAUUGCAUCAGCGCGACCUGCUGAAAAGACAACGGAGGCAUGGGCUGUCUGGG